This is a messenger RNA of Nicotiana attenuata, 630 nucleotides long. RefSeq lists its product as uncharacterized. Lineage: Eukaryota; Viridiplantae; Streptophyta; Magnoliopsida; Solanales; Solanaceae. The record is from RefSeq and is a predicted model, not a curated record. The transcript is spliced from 2 exons. Bases 1 to 630 code for a protein of 209 amino acids.
AUGGGGGCAAGCAUACAAGGGCACACUAUGUACUCCAUUUGUAGGAAACUGAAACUACUGGAGAUUCAUACUAUGGGAAUACAAAGAAAAUAUUCAUCAGUGGAGGUGAAACUCAAACAAAUAAAGGAGGACCUAAAGGUUAUACAACAGAAGCUGAAUAAUGAUCAUUUGAAUCCACAACUAAUAGAGCAAGAGAAGAAGUUUCUGAUACUGAUUGAGAAAUGGGAUGAUGUACUUGAAAAGGUCUUAAGGCAGAAGUCAAGGGCUAUCUUGAUUAAGCAUGGGGACUCUAAUACUAAAUAUUUUCAUGCAAAAUUGAAGGCUAGACAGUCAGGGACGGCCAUUGUUUAUAUUGGCACAGCAGCAGCAAAUGCUAGUGCCUGUAACAAAAGAGGAGAUUACAAGGGUGGUGCAAGAUUACCAAGUGAUAAAGCUCCAGGAAUAUAUGGUUAUCUAGCUGAAUUUUUCAAAGAAAACUGGCAAGUAAUUGGUGAAGAUGUCAUACAGACAGUAACGCAGUUCUUUGAAACAAGGAAGCUACUAAGAGAGAUCAACUGUACCAUUGUCACUCUCAUACCUAAGGUGGCAAAUCCAAACUAUGUAAAAAAAUUCAGACCUAUUGCAUGUUAA